Molecule: messenger RNA, 5330 nt
Organism: Panonychus citri (citrus red mite)
Lineage: Eukaryota; Metazoa; Arthropoda; Arachnida; Trombidiformes; Tetranychidae
Gene: Magi
Product: membrane-associated guanylate kinase, WW and PDZ domain-containing protein 3-like
Exons: 1
Coding region: 302-3628 (1108 amino acids)
Biological process (GO): signal transduction
Cellular component (GO): cytoplasm
Molecular function (GO): protein binding
Source: RefSeq, a predicted model, not a curated record
UCUUGAUGAAUUUGUAAUCGUUUCAUUUUAUUUUUAAUUUGUUUUAAUUGUUUCACUUGUGAUUAUCGACAAUCUAUUCUUUUAAUUACACGAGUGGUUUAUAUUAUUCACCGAGUGAAGGUUCGUUUAAAUUGUGAUUUAAAUAUUUCCUUUUGUUUCCCUUUGAUGUGUUGCAGUUUUUGUGUAUUUCCUUAUCUAUAAAACUAUCAUCUAAAUGCAAUUUAAGUGGCCUAGUGAAUUAAGUAAUUAGCUUGUUUAUAAUUUGAUUACUGUUUUAACUAAUUUAUUAUUGUGUAUCAACAUGGAACAUGAUUCUAGUAAUCAAUAUCAUGAACAGCAACAGCAACAACAUUUUCACCAUCUUCAUCAGCAACAAUUGUUACAACAACAAGGACAACAACCGCAACAUCAUCAUCAUCAACAACAACAACAACAUCAGCUUCAUUCACCACCAUCAUCACAGCAACAAGAUCAACAACAGCAACAUCAACAAGAUCUUCAAUCAAUAAAUCAAGAAUAUUUGGAUAAAAGUUUGAUUGAAGAACAGGAUAUUUAUGAGAAAGCUACUCUUGAAAGUCAGAUUAGAUAUGGAGGUGGAGGCCCACCCAUGGAAUCGGUUCCAACAAUUCCUCAAUUAAGACAUUGGAGUGAAGUUGUUUAUGAAUCAAAAGAUGUUAGAAUUGAAGAGUGGAGUAUUGCUGGUGGAUCAGAUUAUGGUCAGUUGCCUUAUUUUAUGGAUUCUGGUGAUAUUUUAUUAGAAGUUAAUGGUUAUCGAGUUGCCGGUUUAACAAGAAAUGAUGUCAUUUACCUGAUUCACAAUAAACCUUUGGUUGAUAUUAAAGCUGUUUCUUCGAGCUCUUCCUUUGGUCUUCCAAUUGAUCUUAGAGAAUAUCUUUCUCGUCAAUUUGCUCGUGGAUCAGUUGACCAUGAUCUACAAAUUACUAUUCGAGAUAAUGUCUACAUGAAGACCAUCCCAUGUACUACCAGAUUACCCAGAUCAGAUGAGAUUGAUGGAGUUGAUUAUAAGUUCAUUUCUACUGAAGAAUUCAUGGAAAUGGAGAGAAGUGGAGUUCUUUUGGAAAGCGGUAUUUUCAUGGGUCGUCACUAUGGUACACCUUUACCUUUAUCAAAUUCCGAUAAUUCAAUUGUUCCCAUGCACCCAAAUGACUCUAAUUCAACUUAUGAGAACAAAGAAAUGUUAAAUAGAAAUGUUUCUUACAUCAAUUCACAAGGAGCUAAUCCAGAUGAUCCUAAUUCGGAUUCAAAUGAGAAUAAACAAAAUCAUCCAGACGGUAACAGUAACGGUGAAUCUGUGAAUGGACCCGGUGUUACGGCUAAUCAAUUUUCAGCCAAUUUAGCUGCUAAAAGAAGGCGAAAUCGUAGUAAUAUUGCUGCCAUUGAUGCGAGCUCUUUACCUCAUGGAUGGGAGAAAAUCAGUGAUGCUCAUUAUGGUGUUUACUAUAUUGACCAUAUCAAUAAGAGAACUCAAUAUGAGCGACCUUAUGAGAUUGAAUUGACCAAAGGUGAAAAUGGUUUUGGGUUUACUUUGAUUGAACUUGACAAAGGUCUUGUUGUUGUUAAAAAUAUUGUGCCAAGAGGACCCGCUGACCAGAGUGGAGUAAUUCAGCCUGGUGAUGUCCUAGUCUCUGUGUCCGGUGUUUCUGUUUCAGGUCUUCAACAUUCAGAGAUUGCUCGUCUCUUUGGUACCUUUGUAGUUGGUGAUCGGGUUAAAUUAACCUUUGCUCGUGGUUACCAAUUACCACCAGAAUUUACAAUGGAAGAGGAUAAAGAGUAUGAAUUUAUUAACAUCUCAUUAACCAAAGGAUCAGAUGGUUUUGGUUUUACCAUAUCAGACAGUGACAAGGGACAAAAGGUGAAGAAAAUUCUUGAUACCGAGCGAUGUGGUCCACUUCGAGUUGGUGAUAUUCUGGUUACCGUUAACAAUACAGAUUUAUCUAGUUUACCUCAUGUAAAAGUGGUCGAAGCAUUGAAACAAUGUUCCAUUGGUGAGACUUCAUCGAUGACAGUUAAACGUAAGAAAAAGUUCAGAAGUAAAACGCCUUUGACUCUGCACCCUUCGAACACUUUUUGUGAGAAAGAGGUCACUACUCCUCAGCGUAAUUGUAAGACACCUAAUUGUGAGAUGAUGUUGCGACGAGAUUUUGAGUGGAUGACCGCCGAAGAUCAGUUGAAUCAACAACAUCAACAACAUCAACAACAACAACAACAACAACAACAACAGGCUGUGAAUGGACUUUACCAAACACCUCAAAGUCUGAGUUUAAUUAACAACAAUGCUUACGAAACCGGUGGUUACUGUCAAUCAAAUAAUUAUUCACCCAAUAGUUUAAUGGUAAACAAUCAAAAAGCCACACCAAGUCCAUCUUCCAAUGUGGGUCUUAAUGGAGUCCCUCAUUAUCUUCCUCAACAACCUCAUCCCCAUCUUCAACACACCAGCAGCUCAAUGUAUAAUAUGGUUGGGAUAUCACAACAAAAUGGUGCCGGUUUGAUGUCAAUGCCAUCACAGCUCAAUAUGGAUCCUUAUGGUCUUACUGAACUGACCAGUGAUGGUCUGGUUGCCAAUAGUCUGGUUGUCAACAAUCCUCCUCCUCCCCCACCUCAUCCUCAUUUUACACAUAUGAUUCAAAAUGGCGAUGAACUGGGAACAGGGGAAGAGUAUCUUGCUCAUAAUAGAUUUCCGGAUGAAGAUGAUUACGAGUACUUUGUGGUAACCCUUACCAGAGGGGAAGCUGGUUUCGGAUUUCGUAUUGUCGGUGGGGCAGAAGAAGGGAGAAACAUUUCCGUUGGGUCAAUAGUGAUCGGUGGGGUGGCUCAUAAAGAUGGUAUACUUAAGGCUGGAGAUGAAAUUCUGUCAAUCAAUGCAAGAGACAUUACCGGAGCCUCUCAUCACACUGUAGUUAACUUAAUGUCUUCCUGUGAUAAUACAGUUUCAUUGUUAGUUCGACGAAAGAAAAACUCUGAUGCUUAUGAUGUUGUUUUACAACGUGAAGCAACUGAAGACUUUGGUUUUGUAAUAAUCUCUUAUGGUAAUUGUGCCUUGAUUGGUCGGAUUAUUGAAGCAAGUCCAGCUCAUCGUUGUGGUCGCCUUCGAAUUCGUGAUAAGAUAAUCAUGGUUAACGGUCAUGACAUUCGUAACACCUCUCACCCGGAAGUAGUUAACAUGAUUAAAGAAUCGGGUCACACUUUGUGUCUACGUAUUAUCCCAGCAGAUAGUUACUCAGUUGAGCUCAUUCGUGGUCCAAAAGGUUUCGGUUUCUCGAUUCGUGGUGGAGCCGAAUUCAAUGGUAUGCCUUUGUUUAUCUUGAGAAUUGCACCCGAUGGAUCAGCUCAUUCAUUACUCAAUGUUGGUGAUGAAAUCAUUGAGAUCAAUGGUAUUUCCACUGUUAAAAUGACUCAUGCAGAAGCGGUUCAAGUUAUUCACCAAAGCGGUGCUCAAGUUAAACUCAAGCUUCGUCGUAAUGCCAACCCGAAUGUUGUUCCUCCACCAGCUUAUGAUGGUACCAAUUAUCCUCAAGCAAUAAUGUACAACCACAACCAUUCAUACCCAUCGUACUCUGCUCCAGCUUUGAUGCAACAAUUUCAAUCUAUGCAUCUUAAUUCAUCUUAAAUCUAAAUAAUCUCAACGUCAACUUAAUAGUUUAUCCCUAAAUCUCAACUCAGUAUAAAGAAAUAACUUCCAACGAUUAAGAAAGGGCAGAAAUUAAAUAUUUGUUAAAGUUUUCUUCGAAACUCUUUGAGAAAAUCUUGAAGACAAGAGAGGAAAAACUCAUCAAACUAAAUCAACAACAAACCACAAUUAACGAUGCCAUUAUUUUUAUUGAUCUUCAUGUAAUCUUUUAAUUUCUCAUCUCUCCAAGAAGCAAAUCUCUCUGUCCAGUAUUUUCCAAAGUUAACUCUGUACUUUUAUCACAUCAUCUGAACUUUGAUUAUUUGCCAAUAAUUAGCGAUUCCUCUCUUGAUUGAGUAAACAUUUCCUCAACGUUUACGUUUCUGGAGGCUUGUAACUGGAAAUGGUUUCUCUUUAAAACUUUACAAUCAACAAGAAAACAACAUUGUUUACUAAUUAACUUUACCAAUUACGGCAAUUUGGAGAUACUUGGUUCUUUUCAAUUUCUUCAAAAAACUUUUCUACUCUUCACUGAAACUCUCAGUCUCUUCCUCAUCUUCCAUUAACUAAUCAUCAUCUUCAACGAGCAACUACAACUUUUAAAUUAAUCAAAUCACCAUGGUUAAUGUUUCCAUGCUUUUACAAUUUUCUUAUCAUGUAGAGUCUCAACUCCAAUCAACCUUUUUUUUUUGGAAUCUCUUAUUUCUGGAAUCGCUGUUCAUAUCCCUCAAGUUCACUAAUUAUAUCAUGAACAUCGAGUUCAAUCGUUAGCAUUUAACAUCAGCAUGAAACCACCGUCGUCGUCGUCAUUAACUCAGACCUGUCAAGAUUUUCUAGUCAACAAAUGGAUUAAUCUCAUAAAAUCAGCGUAUUUCCUGAUAGUUGAUCGUCUAUUUUAUUGCUACUCACACUCACUAAUCAUCACCCUAAAUCUCUGAUCAUUUUAAUUUCUCAUCAACUCUCAACAACACCAACAACGCAUCAAACAUCAUCAAUUGGAUUAAAUCUCACUCACCUUUAGAGUUGCACAAUGAUUACACCAUCGCCUUAAUAUUAUUAUUUUCAUGGUGAUCAGAUGACAAUCUAAACCAAUAACACGAAAAGACAAAGACUUAACAAGCUUAAUUUAACCAAAUGGAAAAGAAAACAUUGGAAAAAACGACUUGAUUAAUUCAUUCAUUGAUUGCUAAUUAAUGUUACUAUUACUAAUCACUAUUAUUGGUACUUAUGGCGAUUUCAAUCAUGCAAAGAAUUUCGGGUUUUCUUCAAUUUUCUCAUCACCUCCCAUCUCUUUGCUUAAUUCAUCAAUGAAACAAUUAUUAUCACUAUUAACUAUUAUUAACUAAACUAUUAUUACAAUACUAUGAUUAUUAUUAUUAUUAUUACUAUUGCAGUUACAUAUAAUUAUUAACAACCCGGUAUUAGUUUGUAAUGUGAGCUUACCAACUCUUAACAAUGUGUAAAACCUGUAAAACAUAAAUGUAAACACUAACUAACUAAUUAACUAACAGAAUGUUAAUCAACUCUUUUUAAGCCACGAUCAACAUGACAACAAAAAAAUAAUCUUAAUAAUUCAACAUAAAAAAGGAAAUUGAUGUUAACCUUUCCCCCAUUUUCUUGUGGCUUCUCAGCUUUUAUUUUCAUAAAUAAAUAUAAUCAUUGAUAUUCCGACUAAUUACAAUUAAAGAAACAACAAAAAUAA